Molecule: messenger RNA, 839 nt
Organism: Erpetoichthys calabaricus (reedfish)
Lineage: Eukaryota; Metazoa; Chordata; Cladistia; Polypteriformes; Polypteridae
Exons: 6
Coding region: 236-610 (124 amino acids)
Source: RefSeq, a predicted model, not a curated record
GUCUCGCCCAAUGGCGCAUCAGGACUCGGCGCUCGAUUACUGCACUUGACUCAGCGCUCGACUGCUUAGCCUGCCUGCUCCUGCUGGGAUCGGAACGAGUGUCCGGCUGCGGCCGCCGCCGAGCCGAGCUGAGCGCACCAAACGGAGGCCACCCUCAUCCAACGUCCUGUUUGGAACAAGUAGGAGAUGAUUUACCGAUCUCUGGCCGUCCGUCUGCAGCUGCCCGCCUGACACUAUGGGCUGCACUUCUGCCAAGCAUGUGUCUACAGUGCCAAGUGACGAGGAGGGAGGCAAAGGGAAGACCUACCACAAUGGUGACGUCUUUGGAGACGAGUACAAGGCUAAGACGGUGGAGGAAGUCAAGUACAUGCAUUGUGAAGAGGAGCGGGUAGCGACACGGAACCAGGAUAACUUGGAGAAGAGUGCCACCUCCAACCGGGCCAGAAGCCAGAAGGAUGGCAUGGGGAUAGGCAACUCCCAGAGAUCCAAGUGUGUGCCGUCCUGGCAAGUUGGACUAUUCACACGUCUGAGAGUCAGCAAGAAUUCUUUCGAAUGCUGGAUGAGAAAAUUGAGAAGGGGCGCGACUACUGUUCAGAGGAGGAGGACGUGACAUAAGAAGCGGGCCGCGGGCCUCUCUUUGUAUAUAAAGACUUUCUAACGGGUUACGGCCUGGGUGUCCCUGGAAUCGGCGCGUAUGGGCUGCUUCUUGCCAUAUGUUGGGACUCGUGCCAUGGACUGGGCCCUGUGGGGCACACAUGCCGGCCUGACGGCUCCAAAGGGGGCCAUGUACACAGUUGUAUUCUUUUCACUUUCUAUUGAAAUAAACAGUGUUGUUUUUA